This is a messenger RNA of Rhineura floridana, 949 nucleotides long. It is a transcript of the gene RNF181, whose product is annotated as ring finger protein 181. Gene Ontology annotation, molecular function: ubiquitin protein ligase activity. Gene Ontology annotation, biological process: protein ubiquitination. The coding region runs from base 240 to 683 and encodes 147 amino acids. The record is from RefSeq and is a predicted model, not a curated record. NCBI's taxonomy places the organism in Eukaryota, Metazoa, Chordata, Lepidosauria, Squamata, Rhineuridae. Gene Ontology annotation, cellular component: cytoplasm. The transcript is spliced from 5 exons.
CCCACCGACUCGGGUCGGCGCCUCAACCGGAGUCAGCGGCUGUAGCGCCUUCCCACGACCCGAGUCCCUGCGUCUCGGAGCUCUCCCGGAUUGGCUCCCGCCCCGGGGCCAUGGGCCAAUGAGAAGCGCGCGGGGCGGGGCGUCGCCAUCCUUCCGGGUUCCGGCUGCGGCUGGUGUCGGGAAGAGGCGAGUCACGUCUGGAGGCGGAGCAGGGGCCGCUGCGGCUCGUCCUUGGCGUCAUGGCUUCCUACUUCGAGGAGCACGACUGCGAGCCGGGCUCGGGGCCUCGGGAACAGCUGCACCGCCAGGCCCUCCUGGAGCUGGCCAGGUCUCUCUUCAAUGGCCUGGAGAUAGAUGUGGGCUUCCUGGAGAGUGAAGACUGGGACCACCGGCUCCCGCCACCGGCUGCCAAGCAAGCUGUAGAGAGCCUUCCUUCAGUACCCAUUACCCCACAGCAGGCAGAUAAAGGCCUGAAGUGUCCGGUAUGCCUGCUUGAAUUCGAGGAGGAGGAGGUGGUGAGGAAGAUGCCCUGUCAGCACCUCUUCCACAAAGGCUGCAUUCUUCCCUGGCUUGGAAAGACCAACUCCUGCCCCCUCUGCCGUCACGAGCUGCCCACUGACAAUGAGCAAUAUGAAGAGUACAAAAAGGACAAGGUGGGCGUCAAAUGCGGUGGGCACCUGUAGGGACACGGUGUGUGCGGAGGAGCACAUCUCAUUGUUGGUGCACUCUGUGUGCGGCGGGAGCAGCAAGCACACCGGCUGGAGUACCUCCAUGGUGCAAUGUACACGUGACAAAGGCAGGCCCUCUCCUCCUCCUCCACAAGGGCGUCAACGACAACCCCGUCCAAAGUUGUCAGGGACCAGAAUGCCUCUGGGGCCAAGAAAGGCAGCAGCCACCCCCCACUUCCUAAAGUUUGUUACACUUCAGGAAUAAAUGUCCCCAGCCUUGA